Messenger RNA from Vitrella brassicaformis, 3004 nucleotides. NCBI's taxonomy places the organism in Eukaryota, Vitrellaceae. The record is from the annotation of a GenBank genome assembly.
AAACUCUUCGCCGCGAGGGCUCAUUGUCGCCUUGUACACGUCGAGAAUGCUGUGGAACGGCGAGCUUAUGAGUCCGACGUGGAAGAUCUGCCUGCUCGCCUUCUCCAUCUUCUUCAGCUUCUCCCGCCCAUCGCAGUGCUUCACUUUCCCGCCCGCCACGCACCUGAGGCGGCACGCAGGGCCACGCAUGCCUCUGCGUGCGUCUGCCGCCGUCAUCAGCGAGCAGCCGCCUGUUGCUGCUGCCAGGGGUGAUGGCGAUUUCGUCACCAGUGUGUUUGACAAGGAGACCAUCGCCCUGGCGGACAGGCAGGAGUCGAUUGUGCGGGGCGGGAGGGACCUGUUUCCCAAGCUGAAGGACGCUUUUGCAGGUCAGUCAAGUGAAAUCGGCCUGUGUGCGAUUGUACUGCUAUAAGGCGCGUGUGUGUGGCUGUGUGUGCGUGCAGGCAUCAAGCAGAUAGGCGUGAUAGGCUGGAGCUCGCAAGGCCCCGCCCAGGCGCAGAAUCUGAGGGAGUCGCUCGAGGGCACCGAUGUCAAAGUGGUCGUCGGGCUGAGGUAACAAAUCGAUAAGCGAAUGAAUGAAUGGAUGAGUGCGUCUUGACCGAUCCUGGUGCAUCUUGCUUGCGGUUGCACCACCCAUAUUCCCCUCUCUGUCUGUCUGUCUGUCUGUCUGUCUGUCUGUGUCGGCAGGGAGGGGUCUCCAUCUGAGAAGAAAGCCGAGGCGGCCGGCUUCACAAAGGAGAGCGGCACACUCGGCGAAAUGGUACGUACAGGAGAGAAAGCGCUGCUCACUCAUUUGCCCGGUAUUAAUGUGUGUGUGUGUGUGGCCAGUAUGAUGUCAUUUCCAGCAGUGAUUUGGUGCUGCUGUUGAUCGCCGAUGCGGCACAGGCGGAGAACUACCAGCAGAUAUUCAAAGCCAUGAAGCCGGGCGCCACUCUCGGUGAGCGAGCACAGAUGGUGCACAUGAUUACACACAAACGGAGGUUUGUGUGUCUGCUUGUGUCUGUCUGGUCUGUGUGUGCGUGUAGGGCUGAGUCACGGGUUUCUGUUGGGCUACCUCGACAGCAGAGGGGAGGCCUUCCCAGCAGACAUCAAUGUGAUCGCUGUGUGCCCCAAAGGUGCUCACACAUGUCCACCCACAUACAACACCGUGUCCGUUGUGCAUCCCUGUCUGUGUCUGUGUCUGUGUCUGUGUCUGUGUGUGUGUGUGUGUGUGUAGGUAUGGGUCCGUCUGUCCGGCGUCUGUAUGUGCAGGGCAAAGAGAAGAACGGCGCGGGCAUCAACUGCUCCUUCGCCGUACACCAAGUACACAGACACUUUCUACACCACACAAAGACUGUCUGUGUCCGUACACCCAUCAUCAUGUCUGUCAGGAUGUGACUGGCCGCGCCACUGAGAUCGCAUUGGGCUGGGCCGUGGCCAUCGGCGCGCCGUUCUCUUUCCUCACCACAUUGAGAGACGAAUACACAUCAGACAUUUUCGGAGAGAGGGGAAUCCUACUCGGUAGACGACACACACCAUGCACAUGUUGGUGCCUCUCUCUCUGUCCUCUCUCUGUGUGUGUGGGCGCACAGGUGCGGUUCACGGGCUGACCGAGGUGCUCUACAGCUACUUCAAGGCCCACGGCAGCACCCCCGAGGAGGCCUUCAGACGGGCGGCGGAGUGCCUGACGGGCCCCAUCACUAAGCAGAUCUCCAAGGAGGGGCUGCUGGCUGUCUAUGAGGGGCUGAGUGAGGACGACAGGCGGCUGUUCGAGAAGGCCUACUCGGCCACAUACCACCCUGCCAAAGAGGUCGGUGGGGCGCCUGUGUAUUCAUUGUGUGUGUCGUGAAUGAAUGCUCUUGUCGCUCCAUCAGACUUUGUUGGAGAUAUAUGAUGACGUCAAGUCGGGCAGGUGAGAAGGCUGGGAAGAAGGUGCCAGAAACAGCCACACACAUGUGCGGUACGGCUGUUGAGUGCAUUCAGGGAGAUCGGGUCUGUCGUCGAUGCCAACCAGCGGUUCAAGAGGUAUCCGAUGGGCAAGAUUGACGGCACGGAGAUGUGGGUCGUGGGCGAGAGAGUGCGGGCGGACAGACAGCCAGUCGACAUCGACCCUACCACUGGUACGUAGACACACGCAGCACACAAGUCUUGCGCCAGGGAGAGAGAGAGAGAGAGAGAGAGAUUGCAUGCCUGCAUCCUCCCCGUUUAUCAUAUCAUUUUCCGUGUGUCUGUGUGUCCAUCGAUCAGCCGGUAUGUAUAUGGCGAUAAUGGUGGCGCAGGUAGACGUGUUGCUGGAGAAGGGCCACGCCUACAGUGAGGUGGCCAACGAGAGCAUCAUCGAGGCCGUCGACUCGCUCAACCCAUAUAUCGACUACAAGGGCAUCGCUUACAUGGUCGACAACUGCUCCACCACUGCCAGACUAGGGUAAGCUUACAAGGGUAUCUGGCGGCUUACUGCUCUCUGUCAGCUCCUUGUCUGUCUGUUGGGCUGCUUUCGUUGGUUAGGAGUCGCAAGUGGGCGCCGCGGUUCCACUACAACCUCAUGCAACAGGCCAUCACGGCAAUGGAAAGCGGUAGGUCUACAGACACGUGCACACCUGUCCACCCAUCUCUCUCUCUCUCUCUCUGUGUGUGUGUGUGUGUGUGUAGGUGGUGCUCUGGAUGAGUCGCUGAUGUCAUCGUUCAAGAGCCACAAGAUUCACGACAUUAUGAGAGUGUGCGCUCAGCUGAGGCCGCCCGUCGACAUUGCCGUCGUCUAGCCAUCCGGACACCCGGCCGCGUGUGUGGGUGUGUGUGUGGGUGUGAGGUAUUUGUUGCACUGUUGGGUGUGGCUGAUCCAUUGGAUGUGCACGGGGAGGGCGUUUUAGAUGAGAUGGAUGUGUGGAGGUUUUACAUGUGUGCAUGGGUGUGAAUGUGUGUGCGUGUUGGCAGAUACAGACUCACAGACAUACUGACGACCUAUGUAGCAUUCAGACAAUAUGAAUAUAGGCCGACAGAGAAUACAUUGACUGAGUUAUCUGUCGGC